Lampris incognitus (smalleye Pacific opah) is the source of this 2644-nucleotide messenger RNA. RefSeq names its product kelch domain containing 3 (gene klhdc3). The transcript has 11 exons. The record is from RefSeq and is a predicted model, not a curated record. The coding region runs from base 249 to 1397 and encodes 382 amino acids. Gene Ontology annotation, molecular function: chromatin binding; protein binding. Gene Ontology annotation, cellular component: cytoplasm. Lineage: Eukaryota; Metazoa; Chordata; Actinopteri; Lampriformes; Lampridae.
UAGAGCAGCGAACUGGCUCGCCUGUCUAACCUGGUCUGUUGUCAACCCGUCACUGGGGCAAACUUUUCUGCCCUGUCCAUGGUUCCUGUCACUUACGCUGGCGGAUCUGCGAGGACGGGGAGACUUUUAACACCGGCUGACAGCAACUAGGUCUCGAUGGUGACUGUGACUUGAUGGGGUCCAAGCGCCGGACAAAGUGAUGGUGUAAAGAAAGAGAGUCACAGCAGGUGGAGGUGCGUGCGCGUGGGAUGUUGCGCUGGACCGUGCACCUGGAAGGAGGGCCGCGGAGAGUCAACCAUGCUGCUGUGGCGGUGGGCCAUAAGGUGUACUCCUUUGGAGGCUACUGCUCCGGGGAGGACUACGAGACGCUCCGUCAGAUUGAUGUGCACGUCUUUAACACAGUGUCUCUGCGCUGGACGAAGUUGCCCCCAGUAAGGACCGGGGGGAGAGAACAUGCCCGUGAGGUGCCCUACAUGCGCUAUGGCCACACCGCUGUCCUGCUGGAGGAUAUCAUCUAUAUCUGGGGAGGGCGCAAUGACACAGAGGGGGCCUGCAAUGUGCUUUAUGCAUUUGAUGUCAAUACACAUAGAUGGUUCACGCCCAAGAUUUCGGGGACAGUUCCAGGGGCAAGGGACGGUCACUCUGCCUGCGUCCUGGGGAAGGCCAUGUACAUCUUUGGUGGAUAUGAACAGCUGGCUGACUGCUUCUCCAACGACAUCCACAAGCUGGACACCACCACCAUGGUCUGGUCUCUGAUCAAUGCCAGGGGAACUCCAGCGCGCUGGAGAGACUUCCACUCGGCCACCAUCAUCGGCACAAAGAUGUUUGUGUUUGGAGGACGAGCGGACCGCUUCGGCCCCUUCCACUCGAACAACGAGAUCUACUGCAACAAGAUCAGAGUGUUUGACACGGAGACCAACUGCUGGCUGAGCACCCCGUCAGCACAGCCCCUGCCAGACGGGCGCAGGAGUCAUUCAGCUUUUGCCUACGACGGAGAGCUGUACAUAUUCGGAGGCUACAACGCACGUAUGGACAGGCACUUCAAUGACCUCUGGAAAUUCAAUCCAGAAGCGUUCGCCUGGAAGAAGGUGGAGCCCAAAGGGAAAGGCCCAUGUCCACGGAGACGACAGUGCUGUUGCAUGGUUGGAGAUCGCAUCAUCCUCUUUGGGGGAACCAGCCCCUGUCCAGAGCAAGGAAUGGGUGAUGAAUUCAACCUCAUGGAUCAUUCAGACCUGUACAUCUUGGACUUCAGCCCUAAUUUGAAGACGUUAUGCAAGAUAGCUGUUAUUCAGUACAGUCUGGAGCAGUCGGGACUCCCACAUGACAUCAGGUGGGAACUGGCGGCCAUGACCACGAACAGCAACAUCAGCCGGCCGAUCUUCUCCUCCCACGGCUGACGCCACGGGGGACACCCGUCAGAACCACGACCCUGUUUCAGGACACCGGGCUUUUAUCCUUCUGAUCAGCUGAGCUCCGAAAGACUUUUUCUUUUUUUUUUGUACUAUUUGGCUCUGGAUUGGAAUCGUUUUCUACAGUCGGGGGCUUUUGAUAUCUCCAAAACAAACUGAACUCUGCUCGGCCUCCGAAAUGUCAGUCCUUCGCGUUAACUUCCUCAGAUACUCUGGGUUUCUCAUGUCUAUAAAUGGUGCUGGUCUAUCCCCCCACCCCCCCCCCCACCCCACCGUGAAGGAUCUCGUUGAAAAUAAGCUCAACUCAACUGAGUUUAAGUAUUAAAGAGGAGAGGGUUUUGUUUUUUUUUUGUUUUUCUUUUAGAGUCGACAUUUUGGCUCGAUCAGGAGUUGAUGUUUUUCCCUUGACAAAGCGAUGCUGGGAGAAACCGCUUGUUGCCACACCCGCUUCCUUGUCGCCUCUCUAGAGAGCCAAUCAGCCUAUGAUAAUCACGGACCUUGAAACCAAGCACAGAAUAAAACGGUAAGAACUUCAGCCAAAGGUGUCGAGUACUAGACUUCGUUCCGUGGAGGCAGAUAGGACACUUCAGUGUUACGCCGGAAGAGACAAAACCAGCCUCUCGUUUCACAAACCCGGCUGCUGCGGAGACGGACUAACUGUUAGUGAGUCGGUAUCUCCUCCCUCCUCCUUCACACUGUUCACCAAACCACCUAAUACAUCACCCCCUCCGUGCCGCGCAGGGCGAGACAUCCAUCAAGCCCUCCGCGCAACACGCGUUGCCCAUGUGUCGAACACAGAGAAGAGGAUUCUGGGAAAGCCGCGUCACUCACCGAUCGACGUGGCUCCUGUGAGAGGGUUGGCCCCCGAGUGGCUCCUCUUGCCCCGCUUCUCUUCUCCUCCUCUCGCCGCCCGGCUUUAACACCCCGCCGCCCUCGUGACGUCUCGGAGGCCACCGCGAGGCUGUUGGGCAGCGAGCUGUCCGCCUCGGGAAGUCAUCGAGCCCAUCUACCUCCCUCGGUAGCACGUGUCGCGGAGACGUGGACCUGCUCCACUCGGUGACGCUGAAGCUUUGAACCCCCCCCCCUAACAAAAGACUACUCGCAGGGAUUUUGAGUUUUCGCAGCCAUCAAACUUGCCCCUGCCCCCCCCCUCUCCACCCAUUUUCGCAAGACGGGCUCGGUGCCAUAGGAUGAGCGCUGAACCCACGCCUCCGCAGCCCGUUUGUUUGUUUGUU